Messenger RNA from Setaria italica (foxtail millet), 2368 nucleotides. Its product is annotated as AT-hook motif nuclear-localized protein 10. The record is from RefSeq and is a predicted model, not a curated record. The coding region runs from base 764 to 1909 and encodes 381 amino acids. Lineage: Eukaryota; Viridiplantae; Streptophyta; Magnoliopsida; Poales; Poaceae. Gene Ontology annotation, molecular function: minor groove of adenine-thymine-rich DNA binding. The transcript has 5 exons.
AAAUAAGGUAGACCCUUACCAAUGCAAUCCUGACGUGCUUCACUUACCCGCCUGUUUUUUUUAUUUCCCGAUUAAAACCCUUUUCUUUUCCCAAAAGAUUACGUGCGAAGAGGGGAGCUGGGGAAAAGGAAAAGAAAAGAAAAGAAGAAGAAGAAGAAAUGGGGGUAGAAGAAGGCUGUGUGAUGUGAGGGGAAAUUACGUAGGACAUAAGCCAAAUCCAUUGAUUUCUCUCAGCUGCUUGAGCUGAGUUGUUUGAGUGGUCUGCGAGGACACCCUUGAGCUCGCCGGUUGAACUGCCAGUGUGCAAGCUUGCUUCUUGCCUUUUUCAUGACUAUUUUCUUGCCUUUUCUCUCUAAUUUUUCCUAGCUAUCCUAAUUUCUGAAGAUUUCUUGGAAGAAUUCUCUGGUUCAUUUCUCAGACGGAGAUCUCUAAUUUCUCUGUUUUGUUUACCAAAUCCUGACCAUCCCCAUUAUUUUCUAUUUUUAUCGUGCUUUACCCCUUCUUCCUCCCAUUUUCGUUUUCCAUUUCCCCCUCUUCUUCCCCGCCAUUCCAAGCUGCCACCAGCCUACGCUGUAAAAUCUGUGCUGCUCUGUUCGUCGUCAAAAUUUUCCUCGGGGUUUAUGGGUUCUUGCAGCUCCUAGCUCACUCCGCCGCUCCUAAGAUUUGCUCCUUGCAGCAGAGAAGUUGCAGCCUUUGGAGCAAGAAAUCGUUGGAGGGAGCUGUUGACUUGUAGCUCUGCUCCCGCUCACUUGCUUAGUGUGGAAUGAUGGAGGUGAGGCCGUCUUCGGAGCAAGGGGUGAUGCCGGGAAGGGAGCCGUUCGGGCUGCCGAAAAGCCCGCCGACGCCGCCGUCCUCCGGAGGGCCGCCGCAGAGCCUGCGCAUGGCGUUCACGACGGACGGCACCCCCGUGUUCGCCCCGGUGAGCUCCGCGCCGCCAGCGACGGCGACGUACCAGCCCUUUGGCGGCGCGGCUGCUACGAGCUUGGCUGGCGCAGGAGGCAAUGGCGGGGCGCCGGUGCACCCGCCGGGUGGCGCCGGUGAGCCGGUGGCCAAGAAGAAGCGUGGUCGGCCAAGGAAGUACGGCCCCGACGGCUCCAUGUCGCUGGCAUUGGUGCACACGUCCAUGGCGGCGGCGCCGGGGUCGGCGGCUCCCGGCGCCUCCGGGCCUUUCUCGCCUGAAGGGGCCAAGACGCCGAGCACUGCGCCGUCAGCGUCGCCGGACGGCGCGAAGAAGCGGGGCCGGCCGAAGGGCUCCACCAACAAGAAGCACGUGCCUGCUCUUGGCUCAGCAGGGGCUGGAUUCACACCUCAUGUUAUUUUUGUUAAAGCCGGUGAGGACGUAUCAGCAAAGAUCAUGUCGUUCUCUCAGCACGGGACGCGCGCGGUCUGCAUCCUUUCAGCAAACGGCGCCAUAUCAAAUGUGACACUUCGGCAGUCUGCUACCUCCGGUGGAACAGUGACAUACGAGGGCCGGUUCGAGAUACUGUCCCUGUCCGGGUCGUUCCUUCUGUCAGAGAACGGCGGCCAUCGCAGUCGGACUGGUGGGCUCAGCGUUUCGCUAGCAGGGCCUGAUGGCCGUGUCCUGGGUGGUAGUGUUGCCGGACUACUGACAGCUGCUUCACCAGUACAGAUCGUAGCGGGGAGCUUCAACACCGAUGGAAAGAAGGAGCCGCCGAAGCAGCAGCAGCAGCAGCAGCAGCAGCAGCAGCUUGCUCCGUCACCGUCAGACCCAUCGCCGGCGCCGCUGAAGGUCACGCCGGCGGCGCCCAGCAGCCCGCCGUCCAGAGGAACAAUGAGCCUGAGCGAGUCAUCCGGCGGCCCACCGAGCCCGCCGCACGGCGGGGCCAGCGGCGGCGGCAGCCACGGGCAGCAGCAGUCGGGGGGCUUCUCCGGCCUGUCCUGGAAAUGACCCACGACGCGGCCACGCGGCAUCAGUGACCCGACUCCGUCUGACCAGUCUCUAUUUACUAGCGUGAUGCACUGAUGCGUGGAGGACUGAAGCAAGCUCAGGGAGGAGACGAAAAACUUGUAGCCUUUGUAGGUGGUGUCAUCAGACAGACUCUGUAGCUCUUGCUGUUAGGUGUUGUUGAUCGUAGGGUCGUUGCUUAUUGUCGUCUGGGUGCCGUGUACUGAACCUGUGCCGUUUAUGCUAUGCGAUUAUGCAGCAUGUUGGAAGUCCAUGGUUUCUAUGUUGCGUUUUGACUUGGCGCACGUCAUUUCUCCACCUUUGGGUGAAGAAGAAGAAUGGAUCACUCCAUGUUGUCUAUUUUUCCUCAAACAGCUUUAGCUCUUCCUGUAGAAUGAUUUUCGUGUAAAACUGGAUAAUCCUAUUGGGAUGACUCUGAAUCUGAAACCUUUUGCUCGGAUA